Molecule: messenger RNA, 694 nt
Organism: Caenorhabditis angaria
Lineage: Eukaryota; Metazoa; Nematoda; Chromadorea; Rhabditida; Rhabditidae
Source: the annotation of a GenBank genome assembly
AUGGUAUACCAAGUUCAGCUCGUGCUUCUUUACAAGGUUGGUCUGGAGCUGAAAUAGUUCAUUUUUCUAUUAAAAAAAACAAACGAUUUUCUACAGAUACUCAUCAUAAUUUUGGCAAUUUGCCACGUCAUAAUUGGAAUAGUUGCCGCAACUCAAGGUUUCCGCGAAGAGCAACUAAUUCGUCAACUUCAACUCCCCAAAUAUUUCGAUGAUUCACAAUAUAUCGAAGAAAAUACAAUUCUGCAAUCCUCAUAUUUUCCAUUUAUUCUCGCAAUUUCUCAUAUAUUUUUCCUGGCUUUACCUAUUUUUAUAAUGCCAUUCUUCAACAUUUUAUUAUCAAUUAUUUCCUGUAUCAGUUUUUCGAACACAAUUUCGGAAAUUGUGAGAAUCGAGAACAACUUUGCUGAAUGGUUUGAUAAAAAACAUAAUGGAGAUCAUACAUUUGAAAGUUUAUUUUUGAUGGAUCUUUUCAAGGAAUUGAAAAGUAUAUUUGAUGUUAAUUUUGGUGUGAUGAUUGGUGGAAUGAUCGCAUUGAUUUUGACAAUUUUGGUGAAUUUUUGGCUGAUUUAGUGAGUUUUUUUUUUGAGAGCUGAGUUUUGAAAAAGAAAUGAAAAUUUUAAUUUUUAGCUGGUAUCGCCCACGAAUUCACAAAUCGCUAUCAAAAGAAAAUGCUUAUGUUAUUUCAGAAGAAUAA